AUGACCACGAGGCAUGCUGCAAAGAAAGGGCGCCCAAAUGGAACGCCUUCCAUCAACGGCUCAGCCGAAGAUAACGACAGUCGCCGAGAAUCUCUAGACGGCGUACGCCCUACGACUGCACAGAGUCUUGGCAGUCAAUCUUCGCCCAAAGGAAGGCGCAUCUCUGGCGAGUCGGCCAACAGUACUUCAGACGUCAAUAUGUCCUUCAGCUCCCAUAGAUCUGCGAACAAGAAGGUUUCUAGAGAUUUCUCCGAUCACUCGGAAUCUCCCAUCCAGCAAACUGGUCCGCAGACUUCCCAGUCGCCAAGCAGGAAACGGAAACGCACAUAUUCUACUCCUUCUAUUCCACAUGAAGCAGCAACAAUCGCCAAGCCUGCGAUCUUAUUGCACGGAACGGACGAAGAUCUGAACACUUACAAAGACGUGCUCGUGGUGGCGCCGCAAGAAGACCAAAUGUCCGAUCAAGAAUCCGCAGGUAGCUCUAGCGGGCAAGAUGCCGUCGGCUAUUUGGCAGCGACACAGUCCACAGAGAUCACGCCUGCCGCGACACCUCUUGAUUCAGAGCCGGUGUCCCCUGUAUCCGAGGAGACAAAUCCGACCCCGAGGUACCCGGGCAAGCAUUUAGACAGUAUCAUGCUUGAUGCUGGAAACCCUGCCGAGGAAGAGGACAUGGACGAAAUGGAUGAAGACGAUGUGGCGAACGUUGGAGAGGACGGAGACGAUCUAGCAGAUGCAGAAGAUGAUGAUGACCUUCCGACGACCGGUCCUCGACGUCGGAUGACAGGGAGACGACGAGCAGAUCAUCACGAGAUCGACAUUGAGGCUACCAUGCGACGGCAGGCGCAGCUCAAGUCUGCAUACCGAGCCAUAGCCCGUGCACUGAAACCUCUGUUAGCAGAGAUCGCAUCCAAGACGGUAGAUGAACUGGAGGCUAAUCCGGCGUUACAUCAAGAAGUGAACGAGUACGAAGGCACAGAGGAGUAUGAAGGGGUCAGGAAGCUCCUGGACGAGGCACUCGAACACCGCAAACGGCAACUCGACGCACAACUUGAGUACAACCGUAAACAAAUAUGGCAAAGGUUGCAGGGAGAGAGACACGCAUGCAGCAAGACCCUUGAGUAUGAGGUUGAGAAUAUGCGACAGAAACGCGUGGACGAAGGAGAGUACGAGCUACUGCAAAUUGCGCGAUACGUGCAGCUUGAGCAGAACCGAGAGCAGGAGGUUACCGAUGACGAAGAUGGGGAUGUACUGCCCAGGCCUCAGCAGACAGGAUACCGAUUUGCAAGGACUGGUCCGCUCGACCCACGACACGAAUCGAGAAGUCGGCUUGCGCUCGAUACGGAGAAAGCAAUCGCGGACAUGCAACAACGUUUCGAAAUGCAUAAGAUGCUACAAGACGCCAUGCAGAACGAGGAUUCUCAAGACACCGGAAGCUUCACCGUGAUGGACAGCACUGCUCGAGAAGCUGCUCUUGCUAAGCGUGAGAGCAUUCGAAACACCAACAUUCUCGCAGACGCUGCCACCGAGGUCGAUCGAAUCUCGAACAUUCCAGUCAUUCCGAAUGAAGAGGCUGUUGGUCUGCAGCUAUUGGGUGACCUUGCCUCAAGACCGUCCGUGAGAGCAGCUGUCCCACAUCCUGCAACCCCACGUCGACUGGACCAACCAUUUGUGCCAUUGCAUGAGCAAAAUCACAUGCCACCACCAAGUGCUGUGCUAGGACCGCCGCCAUUUGCGUUGCGCCAUCAGCCGCCUCCGCAAAUGUCUCCUGGCACGGUACAAUUCAUCGAACGUUCCAUACCAUACUCGCCUCGAAGAUUUGCUAGUAUGGAUGGGCACUCCGAGAGGCCUCCAUGGGAACCUUCACUCAUGUCACCAACGUCGAGCAGCGAGAACCGUCUGAGUACGUUCCCUGCACUGGCUUCGCUACUGCAGUCUCCAAGCCUUAAUCUGCCUGGAAGACGAGAUUCAGUCCCACGUCAACAUCACAGACACGCUCCUCACGAGUUCCAGCACCAACGCCAUUCCUCUCAUGAUAUGGCACAACACCAAAUAUUGACUCCUCGUGGAUCCAUUGGCGGCCUGCUGUCAGAUCUAGAUCGAUCGGAGCCUUCUCUGCCUGGCGCACAAGGCAGGGAGGACGCUUCGUGGGACAAAUACCACCGACCAAUGAGCAGAGACGUCGAAGCACGGCCAUUUCCGCGUAUCGAACGCGCAGUUCAUGAGUUUUCGAGAGCUGGUCCCCUGAGUAUCGAACGUCUUGCACCGCCGCAGGAGGCAGAGCGGGUCGAGGAGACAAGGAUCGAGACCCCUGCACACGAGAUCGAGGCAAGACGAGUGAAGCGUGACGAGGUGUCCGAACCGAGACCAGAAGACGAAGUCGGUAUCGAAGCUGACGCUGAGACGGAGCUGAAAGAAGAAGAAGAAGUACAAGGCGUCAAGUCCGCGUCUCCUGUGCUGGGUCGACAACCUGCCCUACGUGACAGAUCCUCGGAACAACCCAGCAGCGAAGGAGCAAUAGAUCCGAGACUGCUGAAAGAUGAUGAGUCGAGAAUGUCCAGGGCCUCUCGGGCAUUGAGUGAAGAUACUCAGCUCCGGAAGCCGCGAUCAAGGGCGUCAUCCCUAGGCCAAUCAACGACGACUGAUGUCAGCGGAAGUCAAGACGGUGAUCGUGGUCUGCGUCGACAGACCAAAGACGGGCCUCUCCAUCAUGGCAAGACCAGCAAAGCGGAACGUAAUGGCCUGUCGAGGAGAGCCCACAAAGAAACAAAACGAACGCAAAACAAGCGUGCAAGUAAUACUAUGCGAGCUGGGACCGAAGGCGGAAGUAAGAUGUUUCGUUUCCGCCUCAACACGAUGGAAAGCACUAAGACCAACCCUUUCUCUUCUCGGGCACCGACUGGCACACCUCACACAUCUCAGCAUACUGCGGAAACUCCAUAUGCGCCACUACCUUCAUACGUUCAGCAGCCACCAUCCUCGGGGUUCUCAGCACCAUACGGGCCCAAUCCGCCCCCUCAAUAUCAACCCGAGCCUUACUACCAUCGUAAUAGCUUGCCGGGUGCGGGCCCGCCUCCUCAGGGUCCCUGGUCACAUCCCCAUUACGGCCCAGGCUAUCCCAACACACAAGUUCCACCGCCCUUAGGACCUCGGCCAGACAAUUGGCCGGCUGGAGCCCCGCCUCCUCCUACUCCGUCGCAGGCCAGUGCACCACCCAACCCGCCACCAUUUGGCUCGCAAUAUGGUGGACCUGCGAUUGCACCUGCCACAUCUGAUUCACGCUAUCCUUUUGGUACGGGCCCUCCCGGUGGCAAUCACUUACCUGCUUUCGCUCAACAACAGAGAAAUUCGGAAGGGGGAGGAGGCAGCAGACGACGAACUCAGAGUGACGCUCCUCGUCAAACGAAGUUCCACCAUUAUGCUGGGCCUCGAAAUCGGUAGUCCCACCCGUGCUUAACGGAGUCAUAUCAACACUUACAACAAGAACACACGUAAUGCAUGGAGAGCAGGAUAAUGGACAUUGUCAUUGGGAAGGUAUUUUCCUGCAAAUGCUGUAAUUAUAUUUAGGGAGUCACCAGACCAUUGUAGAAGUAACUUGGCGCAAAGGUAAUCAC
Messenger RNA from Cercospora beticola, 3611 nucleotides. RefSeq lists its product as uncharacterized. The record is from RefSeq and is a predicted model, not a curated record. Lineage: Eukaryota; Fungi; Ascomycota; Dothideomycetes; Mycosphaerellales; Mycosphaerellaceae.